Zophobas morio is the source of this 756-nucleotide messenger RNA. Its product is annotated as putative ankyrin repeat protein RF_0381. Lineage: Eukaryota; Metazoa; Arthropoda; Insecta; Coleoptera; Tenebrionidae. The coding region runs from base 1 to 756 and encodes 251 amino acids. Gene Ontology annotation, molecular function: protein binding. The transcript has 3 exons. The record is from RefSeq and is a predicted model, not a curated record.
AUGUUGCUGAAACGGCGACCAACAAUUUACUUCCAGAAAAAUCAAGAAAGUUGUUCAUACUCUUUCAUAAGAGAGUACACGAAGUCUUGCAGCUGGAGAAAGGCCGUUAUUAUAUUGGAGGAAAAAAUGGAUAUUAACAGAUGUUCCGGAAAACUUAUUGUAUUCCUGAAGAAGCAGUCAUCAGGUUACAAGUCCAAGAAGUCAAAGAUCCUUAUGGGUGAGAGGGUAGAUAGGGAAUACAGAAAAGCUUUGUAUUGUGCUCUAUCAACAGAAAAACCAAAUGAAGAUAUCAUACAUUUACUAACACAAAAUGGUUUAGAUGUCAACGCUAAAGAUAAUAAUGGGACUACAGCAAUACAUCUUGCAUGUGGAGCUGGUAAUUUAAAUAUUCUGAAUCUAUUACUUCAAAAUAGAGGAGAGCUUGGACUUUUGAACAAUGAUGGAGAAAACGUUUUGCACUUUGCCGCAUCUCAACAAAAUAGAGAUAUAAAUUUAACACUAUUCCUAAUACCUAAUGGUUUGAGCGUUAACAGCAAGGAUAACACCAAAACAACACCCCUACACCUGGCCUGCCAACACGGUAAUAUCGUAGUUGCCCAAACAUUACUUUCAAAAGGAGCAGAAGUUGAUAGCUUAGAUAUGGAAAAAGAGAAUGCUCUCCACUACGCGAUGUGUACCACCAACAACAAUCCAGGUAUAUUAGACCUACUAAUCAACGGAGGCAUCGACAUUAAUGUCCAAAACAGUGAUGGAUAG